UUGCUUGGUUGAUAUUUUGGUUGUCUGAUGUCCCUACAUGGAGCGCAAGUCUGAUGCUCUGAGAGAACACAAUAGAUGUUGAAGUCUGACUGAACGUUCCGGUCAUGAAUACUAUCGGCUCUUCGACUCCCGGUGAAAACACUGUCGUGGACCCUAGUGUUGCCGCAGCACUUCCAAAAGGAUCCCGCGUGGUAUCUGUAAACCGCCAUGGCACAAGUUUCUGGAACUACACCGGAAGGAUCGAAAUCGAGCGGGCCGAUGGCCAGCUGGAAUCAUUCUUCAUCAAGGUGAUAUCAAACAUCCGCGGACAUAACAUGGUGCAGGGAGAGUACGAGUCAAUGAAAGCAAUCCAUACAGUCUGCCCAGAGUUUACCCCUAAACCCAUAGCCUGGGGCACAUAUACCGACACUCCAGGGACGCAUUUCUUCCUCGCUGAAUACAGAGAUAUGAGCGGUGACAUGCCUCAGCCAGAGGAAAUGGGUUCGUGUCUGGCACUUUUGCACCAGAAGGGCACCUGUCCGAAUCGAAAAUUCGGGUUUCAUAUUCCAACAUACACCGGGCAUUUGCCGCAGACUAACAACUGGGAGGACAGCUGGGAGGUAUUUUUCGCGAAGAAUAUGAGACAGGCGUUAGAUUGCGAGAUCCAGGCUAAGGGGUUUGCUUCAGAGUUUGAAAGUUUAGUACCGGUCUUGUUUGAUGUGGUUAUCCCGCGUCUGCUUCGCCCUCUCGAGACGGACGGGCGGAGUGUAAAGCCGUGCUUGGUGCACGGCGAUCUGUGGUAUGGGAAUUCGGGGAUGGAUUCCAGGACGAAAAGUCCUGUUAUAUUUGAUGCUUGUUCCUUUUACGCGCAUAACGAGUACGAGUUCGGUCAAUGGAGGCCAGCAUGCAAUCGAUUUGGGCCGGAAUAUCUGAAGGCGUAUCACGCCCGUUGCAAGAUCUCCGAGCCGGUAGAAGAUUAUGACGGUCGUCUCGAUCUUUAUAAAUUGAGGUUUAACACCCAAGUAUCUGCUUUAUUUCCAGAGAAUCAGGGCCUAAGAGAACAAAUGCUUGGUGACAUGAGAGAUUUGGCUCGGCGGUAUGGCUAGGUUGAAUUGGAUUGGAGUACAUAACAGGCCCAUGUUAUUCUUGUCGCUUUUUACACCAACGAAAUGCUGAAUGUCGUGACUGAUACCAUAAACCUCACGUGGGCAUAUGCCUCACUCACUAGAUCCCAAUAGAGAUAGCCAAGCCGUCUAUGUCUCCAAUGCUUUCUCGAAUCAGC
This is a messenger RNA of Aspergillus campestris IBT 28561, 1261 nucleotides long. RefSeq lists its product as uncharacterized. The record is from RefSeq and is a predicted model, not a curated record. The transcript is spliced from 5 exons. NCBI's taxonomy places the organism in Eukaryota, Fungi, Ascomycota, Eurotiomycetes, Eurotiales, Aspergillaceae. The coding region runs from base 105 to 1085 and encodes 326 amino acids.